Molecule: messenger RNA, 1836 nt
Organism: Fonsecaea multimorphosa CBS 102226
Lineage: Eukaryota; Fungi; Ascomycota; Eurotiomycetes; Chaetothyriales; Herpotrichiellaceae
Product: 5-aminolevulinate synthase, mitochondrial
Exons: 2
Coding region: 1-1836 (611 amino acids)
Biological process (GO): heme biosynthetic process
Cellular component (GO): mitochondrion
Molecular function (GO): 5-aminolevulinate synthase activity; pyridoxal phosphate binding
Source: RefSeq, a predicted model, not a curated record
AUGGAGGCCCUCCUGCACCAAUCCAAGGGCGUCUGUCCGUUCUUGAAGAAAACCUCCCCCGCAACCCUGCGCACUUUGUCCACCUCGACCCGCCAAUCCCCCGGUGGCGGCACCAUCACGAACCUACAGUUCAUUGCCCGACGAUGCCCUGUCAUGAACAAGGCUCUGGCCGUCCAGAGCGCCCGCAUCAACACUCGUCGCAGCUAUGGCAAUGUCGCCGCCGGCGCCGGUGUGGUCAAGUCUCUGCUGGAGAAGAAACUGCACACCUCAGCUGAAAAGAAGGCUAGCGUGGACACCAAUGUCUUCCGGCCUCCUCAGACAGCUCCGCCUCCCCAGACUGUCAAGAAGGUGGCCAAGAAACCGGAGACCUAUGCUGGCCCCAGACCCAGUGCGCCGCCCGCCCCACGUUUCGACUAUGAAGGUUUCUACAACAAUGAGCUCGACAAGAAGCACAAGGACAAAUCGUACCGCUACUUCAACAACAUCAACCGCCUUGCCAAGGAGUUCCCUCGUGCUCACAUGGCUGCCAAAGACGAGCGUGUCACGGUCUGGUGUUCCAACGACUACCUCGGCAUGGGUCGCAACAAACAUGUCCUGAAGACUAUGCACGAAACGCUCGACAUGUACGGAGCUGGCGCCGGAGGGACUAGAAACAUCUCGGGCCACAACAAACAUGCCGUGGAACUCGAAAAGACUCUCGCUGAUCUCCACGGCAAGGAAGGCGCUCUGGUUUUCUCCUCUUGUUACGUCGCCAAUGAUGCCACCUUGGCAACCCUGGGCAGCAAAUUGCCCGACUGUGUGAUUCUGAGUGACAGCAUGAACCACGCCUCCAUGAUCCAAGGUAUUCGUCACUCUGGUGCGAAGAAAAUGGUCUUCAAGCAUAACGACCUGGUUGAUUUGGAGACAAAACUCGCGAGCCUCCCGCCGGAGCAACCAAAAAUCAUCGCUUUUGAAUCUGUUUAUAGUAUGUGUGGUUCCAUUGCCCCCAUUGAAGCCAUCUGCGAUCUCGCGGAUAAGUACGGUGCCAUCACAUUCCUGGAUGAAGUCCAUGCUGUUGGAAUGUAUGGGCCAAGAGGUGCCGGUGUCGCUGAACACCUCGAUUAUGAUGUCUACGCCGACCCAAAUAGAACCAAGGAAUCCCAGAAAGGUACCGUGAUGGAUCGAAUCGACAUCAUCACGGGAACUUUAGGGAAAGCAUAUGGCUGUGUUGGUGGAUACAUUGCCGGCUCUGCCUCUUUGGUCGACACCAUCCGUUCCCUUGCACCAGGCUUCAUCUUCACCACCUCUCUCCCACCCGCGACCAUGGCCGGGGCCCGUGCAGCGAUUGAAUAUCAAGCUGUCUACCAAGGAGAUCGUCGCCUGCAGCAACUUCACACGCGUGCCCUCAAAGAGGAUCUCACCGCGCGAGGCAUCCCCGUGAUCCCAAAUCCAUCUCACAUUGUGCCGCUCUUGGUCGGUGACGCUGAAACCGCAAAGAAAGCCUCUGAUAUGCUGCUUACCGACUACGACAUCUAUGUCCAAUCCAUCAACUACCCUACCGUUCCGCGUGGUGAGGAGAGACUCCGCAUCACGCCCACGCCAGGACAUACUUCCGAGCUACGUGCCGAGCUCGUCGACGCGCUGGAGAAUGUCUGGAACCGCUUGAACAUCAAGCGCGUCAAAGACUGGGAGGCGCAAGGCGGGUUUGUGGGCGUGGGCGUCAAGGAUGCAGAGCCGGUGCAGUCCUUGUGGACCGAUGCGCAGCUUGAGAAUGCCGCGCAAUCUCUUGUCGCCGAGCCCCUGAUUGAGGAGGCCGCCGAGCAAAGAGUUCUGCCUAUUGCGGCUGCUGCGGCUUGA